CCGACAAUAAAAUCAUUGUCCUUCUGCAACACAAUUCUUGGAAGGAAAAUCGGUCGCAAAGAUGUUACGAUGGUAUCAAAGGAAGCUGGCCUCGAGCCCGAUCUUGACGCAGAGCAUCACCACCGCAGUGCUCUUCGCAACAGGAGAUACCAUGGCACAGCAACUGGUUGAGAAGCGCGGGCUCAAGAACCACGAUAUUGCCCGUUCGGGACGAAUGGCAUUGUACGGUGGAGCUGUCUUCGGUCCAGCAGCAACAACCUGGUUCAAGUUCCUCCAGAACAAAGUCGUCCUCAAGAAUAAGAAUGUCGAGAUCGUUGCAAGAGUAGCAGCCGACCAAACCAUAUUCGCCAGCACCAACUUGUUCUGCUUCCUCAGCAGUAUGGCUAUAAUGGAGGGCACAAGUCCAAAGGAUAAAUUGGAGAAGAGCUACUGGACUGCUCUGAAGAGCAAUUGGAUGGUUUGGCCCUUCAUUCAAGUGGUCAAUUUCAAGUUUAUUCCUCUGCAUCAUCGGGUUUUGGUCGUCAACGUCAUUUCUUUGGGAUGGAAUUGCUAUUUGAGCUGGAUCAACAGUCAAUAAGGAGCGGACCUGUAGAUAUGGGCAUAGGACUUUCGUUGGGCACACACCUGCCACCUUCCUCUAUGUUUUGCAUUUCAGAGAAUUGCGGUUGGGUCUAGACAGUAUUGGCGUCUGGGCAUUUUCAUAAAAGACAACUGCUAUUUUGCGAGUUUUUGCAAGCUUUGAGACAUAGAAUAAGACUCAAGCAUCAUACACCUUCUGCAAUGUCGCUUCUAUUCUGCUUAUGUCUUUAUCUAAUUGUGAGCAAUGAUUUGGUUCCAAAGUAUCGAGGAAAAACUAUAUUGUACUACCAUACUUUCCAUGGUAAAUCUAGCAUUGCUGGACAUACAAUCGAUUUUUGAGUACAUAUAUCUCAAACAUUGGGCCCUGAGGAAUCCUGGCAAUGCACCU
Mollisia scopiformis is the source of this 967-nucleotide messenger RNA. Its product is annotated as sym-1. Gene Ontology annotation, cellular component: membrane; cytoplasm; mitochondrion. The transcript is spliced from 3 exons. The record is from RefSeq and is a predicted model, not a curated record. Bases 62 to 577 code for a protein of 171 amino acids. NCBI's taxonomy places the organism in Eukaryota, Fungi, Ascomycota, Leotiomycetes, Helotiales, Mollisiaceae.